Molecule: messenger RNA, 1972 nt
Organism: Benincasa hispida (wax gourd)
Lineage: Eukaryota; Viridiplantae; Streptophyta; Magnoliopsida; Cucurbitales; Cucurbitaceae
Source: RefSeq, a predicted model, not a curated record
UAACCUAGAAGUAAGAGGACAAGGAGAGAGAAGAUUGAAACGCCGUCGUUUCCGGCGAAGAAGAACCCACUCCGCGCCGCCGCCGAAGCCAAGGCUGAAAAAAUCCGGAAGGCCAAAAAUAAAAAGAAAUUAAAUAAAAAAGAAAGAAAGAAAGAAGAAGAAGAAGAAGAAGAAGAAGGAAGUGAGGUUGCAACGGUCGAAGCCUUUUUACGAGGCUGAAAAUCCAUUUAAAGUUCUUCACGAGAAAGCCUCAAAACCCAUUAAUUUUUUUCUUUUUUCUCUCUCAACCCUUUUCUCAAAUUUCUCUUUUUUCGUUGUUUUUUGUUUUGCCCCCUUCUUUCUCUCUCUUUUCAUCUCAAAUUUUCUCUCUUUCUUUUUUGCCCUUUUUUCUGUUAUUUGACUGAGACUACAGAGCGAUGGGAAAGAAAAGUCCCAGAAAGAAAAUAAAGGGAAAGCCAAAAGAAGGAACUGGAAGAAGAUUCUGAGCUCCCCCAAAUGCCCUUUUCCUUCUUUUCCCUUUUACCCUCUUAACAAUGGCGGACGAUCCUUCUUCAUUGACCAAGGAAACUUUUAUUUCAAAGGUUCCCAAGAAAUCCCCAUUGAUGCUAAGGAUGAUUGUCUUGGUCUUCGCCAUGGUCUGUGGUAUAUUUAUAUGCUCAGUUUGUCUGAAGCAAAUUAGCACCAGAUCAAAGGUCGGAUUUAUGAAAGUUGAGGUUAUUGACAUGCCCUGUUCAAAGCCUAAGAUUGAUCUUUCAGAUGUUCCUUUUGUGCACUUUCCUAAACCUACAACAUAUAGCAGGGCUGAAUGUGCUUGUCACCCAGUUCGAUAUUUUGCGAUUUUGUCAAUGCAGAGAUCAGGCAGUGGUUGGUUUGAGACAUUAUUAAAUAAUCAUACUAACAUAAGUUCCAAUGGAGAGAUAUUCUCGGUUAAAGUUAGGAGAAGUAAUAUUUCAACCAUUGUUGAAACUUUGGAUAAAGUUUACAAUCUGGACUGGUUUAGUAGUGCUUCGAAAAAUGAGUGCACAGCAGCUGUUGGCCUUAAGUGGAUGCUUAAUCAGGGGUUGAUGCAGCACCACGUAGACAUAGUAGAGUACUUCAAACGUCGUGGGGUUUCUGCUAUUUUUCUAUUCCGAAGAAACCUUCUACGCAGAAUGAUUUCCGUACUUGCAAAUUCUUACGAUCGAGAUGCCAAGCUGUUGAAUGGAACCCACAAGUCUCACGUGCAUUCGCAUCACGAGGCAGAUAUACUCGCAAAAUACAAGCCUGUAAUAAAUGCCACACUGCUGAUACCCAAUUUGAAGCAAGUAGAAGAUACAACAACUAAAGCAUUGGAGUAUUUCAAGAGCACCCGACACAUUGUUUUGUAUUACGAAGAUGUAGUUAAGAACCGCACUAAAUUAAGAGAUGUUCAAGACUUUCUGAAGGUUCCACGAAGGAAGUUGAAGAGUCGUCAGGUGAAGAUACACCGAGGUCCAUUGUCGAAUCAGAUCGAGAACUGGGAAGACGUUCAGAAGGCAUUACAAGGAAGCCAAUACGAGAGUUUUUUAAAGGCAGACUACCGGAAGUAACGAGCAAAACCCAGGAGGCUGGCAAGCUAAGAAGAUGUAUAUAGCAUCAUCAUUUUGUGCCAUAGGUAAUCACCGACAGGAGGAGGAAUUGAGCCAUCCUUUCUGUUGCAAUUUUGGCUUUGGCACAAUGCCAAUUUUUGUUUGUUCUUAGAGAUUUAAUAUUCUGUCUUUAUUCUAUUCCUUUUUCUUUCUUUUUCUCAGUAAUAUUCAGUUCAUUCUUUUAACCUCUUCUCUUCUCAUUUGGAUUCAACAUUUUUAACACCACUAAUCAUGAUAAAAGUUCCACAAAUUUUUUAUUGUAUGAAAUGUAGUUUUUGUUGGGGGAAGGGGGAUUGUAAAGACCACAGGCAUUUUUUUCCACUUGCUAUUGGAACUUAAGAAAGUUGAUUUACUCUUUUGAUUUA